AUGACUUCUUCAACGUCUAUACCGCCAACAGAAAAUCAUUUAACGAUUGAAGAGUGUUCGACCGAAGCUACAAUGAAAACCAACACGAUUGGUCGUUUUUUUAGGCGCUACUGGGAUAUUGCAGUUACUGAAUUACAUACCUUUUUUACAUUUAAUCCAAAAGAGUGGCUUAGUGCCUUUAGACGUAACUCAAAAUACCCUAUUUUGGUACGAGGUGAUAUUGAUGGAUUGGUUGCCUUAUUCAUUGACAAUAUGGCAACAUUGUUGUCAAUUAUUAUUACACUUCAAUCCGUCCUUAGCUCUGACAUAAUCUAUGGAAAGAUUGUAACAGGUUUUGGUCUGGCUUUGUUGUGGGGUAAUCUAUAUUAUGUGUACAUGGCUCGAAAACUUGCUUACAAAGAGCAGCGAGAUGAUGUGUGCACGAUGCCGUACGGAAUUAACACACCAGGAGCAUUUGCGUUUAUUUUUGGUAUUAUCUUUCCUGUCUAUUACAAUUGUAUGAGUGAAAAUAACGGGGAGGAUCAACAAAUGUGCCAAGAACGUGCCUGGUAUAUUGCAUUAGGAAGCAACUUCAUAACAGGAGUUGUUAUACUUGCAUUGUCCUUCUUUGGUGAGUUUAUCAGACGGAAUACUCCAGGUGUUGCACUUCUAUCGUCGCUUUCUGCCAUCGGAUUUACGUAUCUGGGUUUGAAUCUAUAUUUAUCUAUCACUGCUUUACCAAUAGUAUCCUUUCUGCCAUUCUCAAUUAUUAUUUUGGGCUAUUAUGGGAAGGUUAAAACGGGUCCAAUUCCGGUAGCUGCUAUUGCCUUAAUCAUAGGCACUGCACUGGGUUGGGCAACAUCGGCAAAUACGGCUCAAGAUGUACGUGACGCUAUUAAGUUAGUAAAACCGUAUCCAGCAGUAUUUCCUGCUCGAGGAAUGUUUCAAAGUAUGAAUAAAAUCGGACCAUAUUUGUCAACAACUAUACCAACAGCUGUUUCAGUUGCUAUCGGUACCAUUCAGUGUGUUGAAUCGGCAAAAAGAGCGGGCGACUUUUAUCCGACCCGAGAAGCAAUGUUUGCCGAUGGAGUCGGCACUAUAAUAGCAAGUCUAUUCGGCUCAUUUCUUGGCAUGACUGUUUACAUCGGGCAUCCAGCUUUUAAACGAAUGGGUGCAAGGCAAGCCUAUUCCGUGAUCAACUGUUUGGCUUAUCUAUUGUUGUGCUUCUUUGGCAUAAUCCCUCUUGUUUUGAAAAUAAUCGCCGUUACCUCUGUCAAUCCAGUCAUUAUUUUCAUCGGUACCUUCAUAUGUGCAGAAACGCUAGCUAUAACUCCGCCACGUCACUACCCAGCAUUUCUUCUUGGUUUAAUGCCUGUCAUAGCCGACUGGGCACAAAGCACCAUAAUUAGUAGUGUUUCAGCUGCUUAUAGUAAUUUUACCAUAACCAAUGUGGAUUUUACUCUCAAUGUUACCUCUCAAAUAACCGGUUUUCCCUACAGUGGACUUUCGAAUUUGGCGGGCGGUAGUCUCCUACAGUGUAUUUUGCUCACGGCAAUUCUAAUAUAUAUGAUUGAUCGGAAGUUUAUUCGAGCUGCAGUUUGGGCGUUUUUUGCAGUAGUCUUAUCUUUUUUUGGCUUGAUUCAUUCAUCGAACGUCGGGGUUUUGUAUGAGAAAAACGAUGAAGGGUGGCGAUUCAGUGUUGGAUAUGCUACAAUGAUAGGAUUAUUUAUGUUACUUGAAAUCGCACAACGAUGGCACUUGAUACUAGGACCAGAGGUAGAACCCGAUGAUUUAUCAUCCGAAGAAUGGGCUGAAUGGAAUCGACAGAAACAGCUGUAUGAAAUCAACGAAUCUAAUCAGGAUACUUAA
Messenger RNA from Rotaria socialis, 1848 nucleotides. The record is from the annotation of a GenBank genome assembly. Lineage: Eukaryota; Metazoa; Rotifera; Eurotatoria; Philodinida; Philodinidae.